AUGUUUGCCAUCCCACGUCCUUUCUUUGCGUGAUUUUCGCGGGCAGACGACGCGGAUGCGACACCGAGUUGAUGUAGAGGGUGGCUAAGGCAGUGCUGACAACGAGGGCGGCCGUAGCCUUCCAAAGUUCAUGCUAACACGUAAAUGGCUGUAGACUGCAGAUUUGUUACCACUGGGCAUCACUCAGAAUCAGCCCAAAUAUGACCGAAGUCGCCCCAGUGCAAGACCCAGCCCAGGAGGAGCGCAGCAGAGUAGAGCAAGUUGUCGCGACCAAGGCAUAUGUGAGGAAUCCUGAGCUACUACCAUGGUACACGAAGGAACUCGAAGAGCCAAGUCCGGAAACGCGAGAUCUGUUUGAAAAGUACAGCAAGGUACCACCAGCGGACAUCGUCACGCAUAUCAAACGUGUGAGAGAUGAAGCAUUCUCAGUAUUUCCGUAUCCCUGCCUGGGAAACUGGGGUUUUCUGAACUUCUCCAUUGAGAAGAACCCGGCCUACCAAGAAGUUCUCGGUCGCAUCAAGAACGGGGAGCAAUUCCUUGACCUUGGAUGCUGUAUGGGCCAGGACAUCCGCAAACUGGUCCACAACGACGCCUCCUCCGAAAACACGUUCGCUUCCGAUGUCAAAACAGACUUCUGGGGCUUUGGCUAUGAUCUAUUUCUCGACAAGUCAACUCUGCAGACACAAUUCAUGGAAGCCGACAUCUUCGACGCCGACUCCGAGCUGAAGCAGGUAGACGGUAAGAUCGACAUCAUCAAUGCCGCCUCAUUCUUCCACCUGUUCGACUUGGACGAUCAGGUUAAAGCUGCUAAGCGCGUUGUUCAGCUGUUGAAGCCAGUGCCUGGCAGCCUCAUCGUUGGAAGACAGGGUGGCAGGCCUGAAGCCGGUAGCUUCGCACACCUUAUGAAAGAGAAGAGCGCUUUUUGGCACAACCCAGAAUCCUGGGCGGGGAUGUGGAAGCAGGUUGGGGAAGAGACUGGAACGGAAUGGAAGGCUGAAGCUGUACUUGGUCAAGAAGAUCUAUCCAAGAGGAUGAAGACGAAGCUUGUGCCUCCGGGUACAAGAUUCAUGACCUUUACUGUCCGUCGGGUGUAGGAAUUUUCUGUAGGGGUAAUAUUCGGUAUUGAUAGAUGCAAUCAUUAGCCCAC
This is a messenger RNA of Alternaria rosae, 1147 nucleotides long. RefSeq lists its product as uncharacterized. NCBI's taxonomy places the organism in Eukaryota, Fungi, Ascomycota, Dothideomycetes, Pleosporales, Pleosporaceae. The record is from RefSeq and is a predicted model, not a curated record. The transcript is spliced from 3 exons. The coding region runs from base 201 to 1094 and encodes 297 amino acids.